Molecule: messenger RNA, 1801 nt
Organism: Prunus avium (sweet cherry)
Lineage: Eukaryota; Viridiplantae; Streptophyta; Magnoliopsida; Rosales; Rosaceae
Source: RefSeq, a predicted model, not a curated record
UAGAAGAAACGAAAGGAAACCCAGAAAUGGAAUCACCAACGGGUCUGAGGAAGAUGGAGCCGUGCGAGGACGAGCCAUCACCGAGGGGUGUAUUGGAAGUCCCUGUUACCGACUCUGACUACAGUAGCAGUAGCUGUGCCUCGUCUUCUUCCGGUGAAAAAACGGCGGGCCAGAGGACGCUGGUGCGAGAUAUCAGCAAUGGGUUGCAAUGGAAAGGCAAGGGAAUGUUUGAUGCCUUGAAGAAGAAGUCAGCUAGGCGAUUCUCAACGAUUCCCUUGUUGGGUACCAGCUAUGAAUUGUCGAGGAGAAACUUAAGGAGGAGACUGGCUCGGAUUUGGUCGUCCGAGGAUGACGAGGAAGGAGCAGAUGUUGAUGGGAUGAUAGUUACGAAACCAUCGUGGAGGAACUUUGAUUUUGCUGAGCUUGCUGCUGCCACUGGCAAUUUCAAACCAGAGAACUUAGUUGGGAAAGGUGGCCAAGCAGAAGUUUACAAGGGGCUCUUAUCCAAUGGUCAAAUUAUAGCUGUAAAGAGGCUAAUGAAGAAAGAGAAAGAGAAAGAAAAUGAGGAUAGAGUUGGUGAUUUCUUAGGAGAGCUUGGGAUUAUUGCACACAUAAGCCACCCGAAUGCUGCUCGGUUGCUUGGGUUUGGCAUCGAUGGUGGUUUGCACCUUGUACUCCAAUUUUCCCCACAUGGCAGCUUAGCUUCUCUACUUUUUGGUUCAGAAGAAUCUAUGGACUGGAAGGUCAGGUUUAAGGUAGCAGUUGGGAUAGCAGAAGGCUUGCGAUAUCUCCAUCACGAAUGCCACAGGCGCAUUAUUCACAGAGACAUCAAGGCCUCUAAUAUCCUACUAACCGAAGAUUAUGAAGCUCAGAUAUCUGAUUUUGGACUAGCGAAGUGGCUCCCAGAAAAAUGGACUCACCAUGUUGUAUUCCCUAUUGAAGGCACAUUCGGGUACUUGUCUCCAGAGUAUUUUAUGCACGGGAUUGUUGACGAGAAGACGGAUGUAUUUGCAUAUGGUGUUUUAUUACUGGAGCUCAUAACAGGUCGCCGCGCAGUUGAUUCAACUCAGCAAAGCCUUGUGAUAUGGGCGAAACCACUUCUGGAUGCUAGUAAUGUCAAGGAACUAGCAGAUCCUCGGUUAGAAGAUGCAUUUGAUCCAGUGGAGAUGAAAAGAGCCAUGGUGACAGCUUCAAUGUGCAUCAGUCAUCAAUCCACAAAGCGUCCAUACAUGAAUCGGGUAGUGCAGAUACUAAAGGGUGAGGGUGGAAUUGUAGAUCAGUUGAAACAAAAGUCUUCAGUAGUGAGAUCACUCAUGUUAGAGGCUUGUGACUUGGAAGAUUAUACUUGUUCUAACUACUUGAGUGACCUAAAUCGCCACCGGCAACUCGUAAUGGAUCAGUAGUGCUUUGCUUUGCUUUCUCCCUCUGCAUUGCUCUUUCUCCUGCAGCCUCUUGUUGUUACUUUGGCAGUGUGAAAGUUUUGGAAUUGGUUAGUACCCUCUGGUGUAUGAGUUAAGUAGAAGUUCUCACCGGCUUGUGCAUUUCCUAUAUAUUUGUAGAGAAUACUAGGAAAAGUGGCAUUUUGUCAUUGUCAUGAGUCAGUUUGUUCGGUCCGGCAUGUUAUGUUGUCAAACAAUCAAUCAGGAAAUUGUAUAUUUGAACACCACGAACUUAAAUUGGUAACCUGACAACAUUACAUGCCCAUGUAUCUAGCAAAAGAAAGUUCCUUUUGUUACACUAAGUGUACUCCCAUGAUGGUUGUAUCUAUAAAUUCACAUCAUGUAAAACAAUUCUGAAUCAA